Populus trichocarpa (black cottonwood) is the source of this 3193-nucleotide messenger RNA. RefSeq names its product tRNA-splicing endonuclease subunit Sen2-2. Lineage: Eukaryota; Viridiplantae; Streptophyta; Magnoliopsida; Malpighiales; Salicaceae. The coding region runs from base 2334 to 3041 and encodes 235 amino acids. The record is from RefSeq and is a predicted model, not a curated record. Gene Ontology annotation, cellular component: tRNA-intron endonuclease complex. Gene Ontology annotation, biological process: tRNA splicing, via endonucleolytic cleavage and ligation; tRNA-type intron splice site recognition and cleavage. The transcript is spliced from 3 exons. Gene Ontology annotation, molecular function: nucleic acid binding; tRNA-intron lyase activity.
UUUUUUGUUAUACUGAAAAGAGAUACUAUUGUUGUUUUUUAUUCGAUCUGCUGAGAUUUAUGUGUUUCUAAUUUUUCUUUUUAUUUUUUUGUUCGAUUUUAACGUGUUAUGGUACCUGAGAUUUGAUUCUGUUCUUAAUUAUUUUUCUGGAGAUGCUAAAGUAUAGAAGGUCAGAUUUGGUUUUACGAUUUGCUGAGAAAAUAAGGAAUCAAUAGCUCGGAUUAGGUCUUGUAAUUUUGAGGCCAAGAGUCGGAGUUUCUGAAAAAAUGUAACGUUUUUCAAGUAAUGGUGUGAUUUUUUUGUUUCCAUCUGGGUGUGCGGAGGGUGAAUCUGAUCUGUUUUGGUCACUAGAAAAUGUUGGAGAAAAAGCUAAAAACUUCUGAGCCAUUUAUUUAUGUGGCUUCGGUGUAAUAGCUCAUAGCUUCAAUAAAUAGGAAAAAUGAACAGCUAAAGCCUUAGAUGAUAGAGACUCAAACUAAGUCACUUGCAUGUGUCACGAGACUCAUGAACCACCCCUAUUAAGUUAUGUGUGACAAGAAAUUAUUGCCAUUGUAAUCACAAAGAACCUGCAGUAAUCAAUAAUUCCUCAGUCAGUGCAGAAGAUGGUUUCUAUGAUCUGAAUUCAAUGCUUCAAUACUGUGUGACAAGAAAUCUAUGGUAAAAACUGCAAUGUGGUAUCUAAGUAUCUAAAACUGGUAAGCAGAUAUUAACCUUGGUAUUAACUAACGAUCAAUAAAAGAUUGGCUUACUGAGAAGUGGGAAGAUCAUCAUAACUGGCUUGAAAUUGGAAGAACUGAGUGAAGGGAAGGGUCUGAUCGCUAGUUCCCAUUGUGGCAGUGGCAGGUAGAGCUGCUAUUACAGCACCUAGCCUCAAAACGAAGUCAAAUAUAACAAGCCCAUUGUAUUCAACGUUUUCAUGGGUAUAAGCUCCUUUUAGAGGUGCUGUUCCUUUAGCAACAGCUUUUGUUUCAGUAGGAAUAUCAACUUUAGAUGACAUUUUAUAGCUUAAAGGACAGAGAGAAGAAAGAUUUCAAAAAGCUUGUAUGGAAUAAAAUGAGUUGUAGAGCCUUAUAUGGAGAACUAGAGGAGUAGGUUAAAUCGAGUUUGUACCAAGGAUUGUAAUUUUAAAACAUUAUUUUAUUUACAUGAAUAAGGGAGUUGUUGCUAACCAUUUCCAUUUCAUUUAAAGCUUGCUUUUUUAUCACUUUUGAUAAAAGUCAAGAAGAAAGUUGUGAGAAGCAGAGGAACAUAAAUUAGUUGGUCUCCAGCUCAAGGCAGCAAGUCACUUGUAAUAAUAAAUAGAUGAUUUCAGGUUUUGGGAUGUUUGUUUUUAAGCUUGGCAUGGAUUGAUAUUGUGAUAUUAAGAAUUUUUUUUCCUUUGUUGGAAUGAAUGUAUGAUAUAUAUUUGCAUCAUUGCAUUGUAUGAUAUAUACUCAAGACCCGAUGGGGUUCGGUUUGAGUUUCUAAAAUCCAUGUCUGUUAGGUUUUGGAUCGGGUAUGAAUAGUAUUUUCAGUUUCAAAUAUGGAUAGUACCAAAACCUGACCUGUGGGUAUUCAUUGUCAUCCCUAACCACCUACAAUGCCAACCUCACUGGACCCAAAGCUUCAACACCACCACCACCUUAACCACCAUCAAUGAAGAAUGAAAGCAUCGUUUGCUCACCCUUACAUGGUUUCUUAUCUCUUCAAUGCCCUCUCUCCCUCCUCCACCAAAACUCUCUAGUCUCUCAAAACUAAACCCAAAUCCCACUAAACAGCACAUUACCAAAAACCUUACUUGCAGAACCCAACCCAUCAUCAACAUCUCCAAUCAAUCCCAGCUCACACAAGCAGUCUCUUCUCAUCAGCUUUUAUCACGCGAAGGCAUUCACUUACCUUGUCAGACACUAGCUUACCUUAUACAACAAAGCGCAUAUUUGAAGUCUCUUAAAUUAGGCAAAGGUUUCAUAUUCAUCUGCAAUUAAAUGGAUUAAAAAGACCUGGUUCUUUUUUACCCAAAUGGGUUCAAAUUUCAAUAAUUUCAUUCAUAUGUACGAACACUGUGGUGACCAUGUUAGUGCUUAUAAAGUGUUUGGUAUAAUGUCCGAGAGAAAUUUGUACUCUUGGAAUAAUAUGCUUUAAUAAUUGACCGUUAGUUCAGGGUAAAACAGUCCUUUGAACUCUGAAACACUUUAAAAGUAGCCGAGCUUUCUCAAUUUGAUGAGCACCGAGAAAGAAAAACCUAAGGUUUCCUUGGCCGCAACCAUUCCUCUCUUUUUCUUCCCAGCAGUUCUUCUGGUGAAUUUUCUGGGAAAUUCUUCUUUUUGAUAAAUUUUUAAAGGAUACUUAAAAAAAUGGGGCCAAGAUGGAAAGGAAAAGGAGCAGAAGCUAAAGCACUAGCAGAUCCCAUGUCAGAAAUAGUCUCACAGCUUCAAUCUUCUCUUCUUCAGUCAAAUGCAUGUGCAUCACUCUCAGGUUGUAGUGUGCUUCUUGCAGUGGAAACAGAACAGACUGAGCUUCUCACACGGGCAUGUUUCGGUAAACCCAUUAUCACAGCUGAGAAAGAAAAGCAAUGGUUUCAGUUGGGUUUGGAGGAAGCAUUUUAUUUGUGUUAUUCUUUAAAAUGUUUAAAGAUUGCUGGUGAAGAUAAUUUUGUUAAAAAUGAUUUAGAUUUGUGGUUGUAUAUGAAAUUGAAAAAGGAAAAAUUCCCGGAUUUUUAUAAGGCGUAUUCUCAUCUUCGUAUGAAAAAUUGGGUUCUCAGGCCAGGAUUACAGUAUGGCGUGGAUUUUGUUGCUUACCAGCAUCAUCCAUCUUUGGUACAUUCAGAAUAUGCUGUGAUUGUUUUAUCAGAAGGGGAUACUGGGAGAUUGAGGGUGUGGUCUGAUUUCCACUGCACUAUUAGACUUUGUGGAAGUGUUGCAAAAACGUUGUUAAUUCUGAAUGUUGACAAAAAUGGCCACGGUGCUAUCUCUCCAUCUUGUUUGGAGAGAUACUCUGUUGAGGAGUGCACAAUCACGAGAUGGAGUCCAGAACAAAGCCGUGAUGAUAAGAAAGCCUCAUAAAAUGGAGCGAAGUAAGAUGUGCUUUCAAAUAUCUGGUUUGCUUUUGUCAUUCUGUGCAUAAACUGAGUAUGAAUGUUCCAAGUAUUCUGGAUAACUGUUUUUAUAAUGCUUGUGACUGCUGGUGUAAGAAAUCCAUGUUCGUCUGUUUUUCA